AAAAGGAGCAAAAAUGAACCCCACUGCGAGGGACCACAAGACAGUGUCAAGACAAAGGAGUUGGAGUGACCUGAGAUUCUGAGUAACUCAGACAGGAAAGUCUUCUCGGAGAGGGGCUGUGUCCCCAGGUGUGACCGGGACAUACAAAGCUAUUUCCAGAGUGGGCUCAGACUUGGAGCUGACUCAGCUGAGCCCUCAUAGACUCUGGAAGAUGAGAGUCUUCCGCAGACGCCACAUGCCCCUGCGGCUGGUCAUGGUGGGCAGCGCCUUUGUGCUCUUCCUUUUCGUUCUGCAAAGGGAUGUAAGCAACAAGGAACAGACCACAGAGAAACCAUGGCUGAAGUCCCUGGUGGGCCAGAAGGAUCAUGUCCUGGACAUCAUGCUGGGGGCCAUGAAUAACCUUAAGGAUUCCAUGCCCAAACUCCAGAUCAAGGCUCCAGAACCCCAGGAGACUAUGGUGUUCACAAACCAGUCCUGCCUGCCUGGAUUCUAUACCCCCGCAGAGCUGAAGCCCUUCUGGGAACGCCCACCACAGGAUCCCAAUGGUCCUGGGGCAGAUGGAAAAGCAUUUCAGAAGAGCACAUGGACCCCCGAAGAGACCCAGGAAAAAGAGGAGGGCUAUAAGAAGCACUGUUUCAAUGCCUUUGCCAGUGACCGGAUUUCCUUGCAGAGAGUGCUGGGGCCAGAUACCCGACCCCCUGAGUGUGUGGACCAGAAGUUCCGGCGCUGUCCUCAGCUGCCCACCACCAGCGUCAUCAUUGUGUUCCACAACGAGGCCUGGUCCACACUGUUGAGAACCGUGUACAGCGUCCUCCACACCGCCCCUGCCAUGCUCCUGAAGGAGAUCAUACUGGUGGAUGAUGCCAGCACUGAAGAGUACUUAAAGAAGCAGCUGGACCAGUACGUGACGCAUCUGCAGAUCGUGAGGGUAGUGCGGCAGCAAGAGCGGAAGGGGUUAAUCACCGCCCGGCUGCUGGGGGCCAGCGUGGCACAGGCCGAGGUGCUCACAUUCCUGGAUGCCCACUGUGAGUGCUUCCACGGCUGGCUGGAGCCCCUUCUGGCUCGCAUCGCUGAGAAUGAGACAGUAGUGGUGAGCCCGGACAUCGUCACCAUAGACCUUAACACUUUCGAAUUUGCCAAGCCUGUCCAGAGGGGCCGAGUUCAUAGCCGGGGCAACUUUGACUGGAGCCUGACCUUUGGUUGGGAAACUCUUCCUCCUCUUGAGAAUCAGAGGCGCAAGGAUGAGACUUACCCCAUCAAAUCCCCAACGUUUGCUGGUGGCCUCUUCUCCAUCUCCAAGUCCUACUUUGAGCACAUCGGUACCUAUGAUAAUCAGAUGGAGAUCUGGGGAGGGGAGAACGUGGAAAUGUCCUUCCGGGUGUGGCAGUGUGGGGGCCAGCUGGAGAUCAUCCCCUGCUCUGUGGUAGGCCACGUGUUCCGAACCAAGAGCCCUCACACCUUCCCCAAGGGUAUCAAUGUUAUUGCUCGCAACCAAGUGCGCCUGGCUGAGGUCUGGAUGGAUGACUAUAAGGAGAUUUUUUACCGAAGAAACCUGCAAGCAGCAAAGAUGGCUAAAGAGAAGUCCUUUGGUGACAUUUCGGAGCGAAUGAAGUUGAAAGAAAAACUACACUGUCGCGACUUUUCCUGGUUCUUACACAACAUCUACCCAGAGAUGUUUGUCCCUGACCUGAAGCCCAUCUCCUAUGGAGCUAUCAAGAACCUUGGGAUCAAUCAGUGCCUGGAUGUGGGUGAGAAAAACCAUGGCGGGAAACCCCUCAUCAUGUACGUUUGCCACGGCCUCGGCGGCAACCAGUACUUUGAGUAUACAACCCAGAGAGACCUUCGCCACAACAUCGCAAAGCAGCUGUGUCUACACGCCAAUGCUGGCACUCUGGGCCUUAGGAGCUGUCACUUCACUGGCAAAAAUAACCAAGUCCCCAAGGACGAGGAAUGGGAAUUAACUCAGGAUCACCUCAUUAGGAACUCAGGAUCUGGUACCUGCUUGACAUCCCAGAACAAGCAGCCAGCCAUGGCCUCCUGCAAUCCCAGUGAUCCCCACCAGCACUGGCUCUUCGUCUAGGGCCUGGUCACCCACAGUGGAGCCUCCACAGCCUCUCAGGAAACAGGAUCGUUGAUGUCUGGAAACCCAUCAUCAGCACCUUUGCAGGCCUUAAAGAUGGAUUU
Chrysochloris asiatica (Cape golden mole) is the source of this 2184-nucleotide messenger RNA. It is a transcript of the gene GALNT6, whose product is annotated as UDP-N-acetyl-alpha-D-galactosamine:polypeptide N-acetylgalactosaminyltransferase 6 (GalNAc-T6). The record is from RefSeq and is a predicted model, not a curated record. Gene Ontology annotation, cellular component: Golgi apparatus. Bases 212 to 2080 code for a protein of 622 amino acids. The transcript has 12 exons. NCBI's taxonomy places the organism in Eukaryota, Metazoa, Chordata, Mammalia, Afrosoricida, Chrysochloridae.